AAGUCCAAGAAGCCACGCAAGGCGCGCACGGCCUUCACUGACCACCAGCUGUCCGUCCUGGAGAAGACGUUCGAACGCCAGAAGUACCUCAGCGUCCAGGACCGGAUGGAGCUGGCGUCCAAGCUCAACUUGACGGACACGCAGGUCAAGACGUGGUAUCAAAACAGAAGGUAAGAUCACUGCAUUUUUUGCAUAUUUAAAAAAAAUAAAAAUAAUAUACUUUAAUCACUAAGAGCUUUCCACCCAAUGAAUUUAAAUAGGUUUUAAAUUGUUUACUUUGCUAUGGUCCUCCAACAAAGUUAUCUAUCUAACAUUAUCUUCAGUUCUGUUCCAAGUGAAGAUUUUGAAAAGUCAGAUUUCUUCUUAAAUUAGCUCAACAUUAAAUAGGAUGACAGUAUUUUAAUACGUAAAUAACUUGUUCAGAUUAGCCCAAAUUUUAAAAUUAUAUGUUGAUGUUGGUUGCGUGCUAAGGAUGAAGAGGUCUUAUCUGUUUUACAUUGACCAAAAUCGAGGAAAAAAUAUCGAAAAGGAAAUGAGCGAAAUGAAAUAUUGGAAAACGUUAGGAAAAAAAAACAGACAUAGAAGCAGUCUCUCCCGCUUAUUACCACAAUAUAUGUUUAUGUGUGUAUAUAUAAUUAAAAGAUUUCUUUACAAAAAUUGAGAAAACCUAAUUUUAAGGUUCGUUUCUUACUUUUAAAAGUGCAUUAUUGUCAAAGUCAUUAUCCCAUGGGGAAAGCCAUGAGCCUUUUUAAUUUCGAGCUCGAGAAUCUUUGUCCCCCCUAAGAUGACAACUUGAGAAGCUCCCAAUAUUUAUGUCAAGCUUCCCCCAAACAGCAGACGCCCUCUUUACAGUUUCCGACCCUCGCGAGUUCAACGUUCCACAUCAAACAUCCCUGAAUCCGUGCUACCUUACCGCUGUUGCUCUCUACGCUCUCCUACUGAUGCUCAGCCGAGCGCAUCAACUGCUCGGUUACCUAUCCAAGCAGCGAGUUGUUUGCUGAAUGUUUUCUCGCAUAAUUUGUCGUUUACAUCUGACUGUUUUCCUCGGCACUUGGCCACCAUCUUUGUCAAACACACGGUGGGGGAGGCCACUCCUGGGCGUCCUUCUCUGGGCGCGACGUCUCCGAGAGUGACCGAACAUGGUCCGUCUCUAUGUCAAACGUGACGCUCACUCGCGUAGGAUUGCGUACGUGUGUUCUUUACGGCUAAACUUAGGUACAGGGCACACUGCCUCAUGUGUUCUACAAGCAAGGCGUUUUAUUAGCCAAGUUAUUUUUAGUUUUUAUUUAAAUUUAAAUAGGCCAAAUUAUUAAAAUUCAAAUUUUAAUGGUGUUUUUUUUUUUUGGUUGAAAACAUCCUACGAAUCAAAUAUUGCGGUAAGUAGUAUGAUGUAAUAGGGGUGAAUAGUCUACACCCACACCAGACCUAGCCGGCCCCCACACCAGACCUAGCCGGUACCCACACCAGACCUAGCCGACACCCACACCAGACCUAGCCGACACUCAAACCACACCUAGCCGACACCCAAACCAGACCUAGCCGACAACCACACCAGACCUAGCCGGCACUCACACAACACAUAGCCGGCACCAACACCACACGUAGCCGACACCCACACCACACCUAGCCGACACCCACACCACACAUAGCCGACACCCACACCGUGCCUUGCCCUCACCCACACCACACCUAGCAGACACCUGCACCAAACCUAGCAGACACCUACACUAUUCCAUUAGCAUUAGAACAUGAUACAAUAUAAUAGAUGUAGCUGUCAUUGCCCACAAUUUUUCUACUGGAGGCUGCAGAUGUUUGCCCUUAACGGGGAUGUUGAGAACGCCAUGACACACCCAGUAAGACGUCUCUGAGACUUCAACGUCCACCCAGUAAGACGUCUCUGAGACUCUAACGUCCACCCAGUAACAUAUGAGUUAAUACGUAGUUGACUCAACAAUUUCUCCCCCCUCAGGAGUUAAUACCUCAUCAGCCGCACAAUGUCUCCCUCCCAGGAGUUAAUACCUCUGUCACUUCACAAAGUCUCCCCCCUCAGGAGUGAAUGCCUCAUGUACUACACAAUGUCUCUCCCUUCAGGAGUUAAAACCUCAGUCAAUACACAAUGUCUCCCCGCCCCCUUCAGGAGUUAGUACCUCAUGUACUACACAAUGUCUCUCCCUUCAGGAGUUAAUACCUCAUGUACUACACAAUGUCUCUCCCUUCAGGAGUUAAUACCUAAUGGACUACACAAUGUCUCUCACUUCAGGAGUUAAUACCUCAUGUACUACACAAUGUCUCUCCCUUCAGGAGUUAAUAUCUCAGUAAAUGCACAAUGUCUCUCUCUCACCACCUCGCCAACGGUCCCUUAGUACCGUAGUUUAGCCACAAGAUAAAAUUCCCUGUCCCUAGUACCGUAGUUAACCAUGAGAUAACGUUCAAUGUCCCUAGUACCGUAGUCUAGCCAUAAGAUAGCAUCCACUGUGCCCAGUACCGUAGUUUAGCCAUACGAUAACAUUCACUGUCCCUUGUGCCGUAGUUUAGCCAUAAGAAAACAUUCACUGUCCCUAGUAUCGUAGUUUAGCCACAAGAUAACAUUCACUGUCCUUAGUACCGUAGUUUAGCCAUGAGAUAUCGUUCACUGUGCCUAGCAACGUAGUUUAGCCAAAAUAUAACAUCCUUGGAUGCAUUGUAACAUUUAAAGAUGCGCGAUAUGACAUAUCAGUACGGUUGUGCAAUAUGACAUAUCAGUACGGUUGUGCAAUAUGACAUAUCAGUACGGUUGUGCAAUAUGACAUAUCAGUACGGUUGUGUAAUAUGACAUAUCAGUACGGUUGUGCAAUAUGACAUAUCAGUACGGUUGUGCAAUAUGACAUAUCAGUAAGGUUGUGCAAUAUGACAUAUCAGUACGGUUGUGCAAUAUGACAUAUCAGUACGGUUGUGCAAUAUGACAUAUCAGUACGGUUGUGCAAUAUGACAUAUCAGUACGGUUGUUCAAUAUGACAUAUCAGUACGGUUGUGCAAUAUGACAUAUCAGUAAGGUUGUGCAAUAUGACAUAUCAGUACGGUUGUGCAAUAUCACAUAUCAGUACGGUUGUGCAAAAUGACAUAUGAAUAAGGUUGUGCAAUAUGACAUAUCAGUAAGGGUGUGCAAUAUGUUAUAUUAGUAAGGGUGUGCGAGAAUAUGUAAUUAUGAGAUUGGAAAAACCAUCGACUUUAAGAUAGGAUUUUUAAAAAAAAUUAAGUGUGUGCUACUUCUUCAUUAUCAUUUUAAUUUUUGUAAUAAGAGAUAUUUUAUUUUGAAAUUCGACACUUCUCUUUGUAAUUCAAUACAAAAAAAGUUAGAUUUUUUUGGUUCAAUUUCUUAAAUUAACUGCUACAUUAUUUGGGGUGUGGAGGGUGGGUGAGACAUUGCCUUAAAAAAAAAAAAGCUAGCCGGGUUCAGAAUAUAGAAAUGUCUGGGAAGAAAUCGUGCCAGCUAUUGAUUGUUGGCAAUGUUCCCUUUAAGCUGCGCGGCUGUGCGGCCGCGCAGCUAUCUCACAGAAACCACGCAGCAGUUUUGAGUAUCCGCGCAGCUAAUUUCCAUGAAAGUGUGUGUUUAUAUUUGUGGGCUGUACAAUUUUGAAGACAAAAACAAAAAUGAUGCUGUAAAACUUCGCACACAACUGAAUGAUUUAGCACACAACUGAAUGAUUUAGCACACGACUGAAUGAUUUAGCACACGACUGAAUGAUUUAGCACACGACUGAAUGAUUUAGCACACGACUGAAUGAUUUAGCACACACCUGAAUGAUUUGGCACACAACUGAAUGAUUUGGCACACACCUGAAUGAUUUGGCACACACCUGAAUGAUUUGGCACACAACUGAAUGAUUUGGCACACAACUGAAUGAUUUGGCACACACCUGAAUGAUUUAGCACACACCUGAAUGAUUUAGCACACACCUGAAUGAUUUAGCACACACCUGAAUGAUUUAGCACACACCUGAAUGAUUUAGCACACGAACCAACAAACCUUAGAGGGAACAUUGAUUGUAGGUACAAAAUAUAGAAAUGUCUGGAAAGAAAUCGAGCCUUUAAUAAUUUUAGUCAACGUUAAAAUUUCUUUAAAUAGUAUAACUCUUUCGGUGCACCACUCUUGACGCAGGAUAUAGUUACGCCCCUGCCGGUUAACCCCCCCCACCCCAUCCUCAAGCCCACCCCAACUUCCCGUCUCCACGGAAACAAAUCAAAGCCCAUGUACCAUUCCAUCAGUUUGCCAUGCGGUUACCCUAAAGCUCCUGGAGUGCUUGGCCAAACGUUCAAACAGCUAAGAUCGCGGGUUGUCCCAGAUUGGCCGAGGGUCGCUCGAGUGUUGAUUGUCAGUAUUUGACACUGUGGUGGGUAGAAAUGAUCCCCCCUUCCCCCCCCCCCCAAACUUCCUUAUCGUUUCUUUGGAUUUAAGAGAAUGGUGGACCAGGUUCUCAAAACGUUCAUCACGGCUUCCACUGCUGAACGGAUCAAAGAGAGAUGGUGUGUUGUGCUAUGUUAAUCAAAGAGAGAGGGUGUGUUGUGCUAUGUUGAUCUUAGUGAGAUGGUGUGUUGUUCGAUGUUGAUCAAAGUGAGAUAAUGUGUUGUUCGAUGUUGAUCAAAGAGAGAUGGUGUGUUGUUCGAUGUUGAUCUUAGUGAUAUGGUGUGUUGUUCUAUAUUGAUCAAACAGAGAUGGUGUGUUGUUCGAUGUUGAUCAAAGAGAGAUGGUGUGUUGUUCGAUGUUGAUCAAAGUGUGUUGUUGUGUUGUUCGAUGUUGAUCAAAUUGAGAUGGUGUCUUGUUCUAUAUUGAUCAAAGAGAGAUGGUGUGUUGUUCUAUAUUGAUCAAACAGAGAUGGUGUGUUGUUCUAUAUUGAUUAAAGAAGGAUGGUGUGUUGUUCGAUGUUGAUCAAAGUGAGAUGGUGUGUUGUUCUCUAUUGAUCAAACAGAGAUGGUGUGUUGUUCUAUAUUGAUUAAAGAAGGAUGGUGUGUUGUUCGAUGUCGAUGAAAGGGAUAUUGUGUAUUGUUCGAUGUUGAUUUAAUGAGAUGGUGUGUUGUUCGAUGUUGAUCAAAUAAAGAUAGGUUGUUGUUCGAUGUUGAUCUUAGUGAGUUGGUGUGUUGUUCGAUGUUGAUCAAAGAGAGAUGGUGUAUUGUUCGAUGUUGAUCAAAGUGAGAUGCUGUGUUGUUCGAUGUUGAUCAAAUUGAGAUGGUGUCUUGUUCUAUAUUGAUCAAAGAGAGAUGGUGUGUUGUUCUAUAGUGAUCAAAGAGAGAUGGUGGUUGUUCAAAGUUGAUAAAAGUGAGAAGGUGUGUUGUUCUAUAUUGAUCAAAGAGAGAUGGUGUGUUGUUCUAUAGUGAUCAAAGAGAGAUGGUGGUUGUUCAAAGUUGAUAAAAGUGAGAAGGUGUGUUGUUCUAUAUUUAUCAAACAGAGAUGGUGUGUUGUUCUAUAUUGAUCAAAGUGAGAUGGUGUUUUGUUCGAUGUUGAUCAAAGUUAGAUGGUGUGUUGUUCGAUGUUGAUCAAAGAGAGAUGGUGUGUUGUUUGAUGUUGAUCAAAAUGAGAUGGUGUGUUGUUAGAUGUUGAUCAAAGUGAGAUGGUGUGUUGUUCGAUGUUGAUCAAAGUAAGAUGGUGUAUUGUUUAAUGUUGAUGAAAGUGAGAUUGUGUAUUGUUCAAUUUUGAUCGAAGUGAGAUGGUGUUUUGUUUAAUGUUGAUCGAAGAGAGAUGGUGAAAGUUUUUAUGUUGAUCAAAGUGAGAUGGUGUAUUGUUCAAUGUUGAUCGAAGAGAGAUGGUGUAUUGUUCGAUGUCGAUGAAAGUGAGAUAUUGUUAUGAUAUUUACACACGCUGUUAAAACUAAUUUUUGUAAAGUUAAAUCAUUGGUUCUCAAAGUUUCCCCUAAUAUUAAAAGAUGUUAAAAAUUUUUGUUAAUCAACUCAACAUGGAUAGUGAUGGGACUUAACUCAAUGUUGAUAGUGAUGGGACGUAACUCAGUGUGGAUAGUGAUGUGAAUUAACUCAAUAUGGAUAGUGAUGUACGUAACUCAGUGUGGAUAGUGAUGGGACUUAACUCAAUGUUGAUAGUGAUGGGACGUAACUCAGUGUCGAUAGUGAUGGGACGUAAAUCAGUGUCGAUAGUGAUGGGACGUAACUCAGUGUGGAUAGUGAUUGGACGUAACUCAGUGUAGAUAGUAAUGGGACGUAACUCAAUGUGGAUAGUGAUGGGACGUAACUCAGUCUGGAUUGUCAUUGGACGCAUCUUCUAGCAGACCUGCAAAAUUAUCUACACAUGGCAACUAGAUGCGAUAUCAGCCAUGACAAUGGACCACUAUAAACAUACAUUUGAACGGAAGACGUAAAAAAAAAAAAAAAGAAAAAAGAAGAAUAUAAUUAAUAGAAGGACUCCAUGAGGGAGUUAAAAAUAAAAAUGUAAAAAAUCUGUAGGUUCCAGUAAUUGUAAAACAAAAUUAUCUACACAUGGCAACUAGAAGCGAUAUCAGCCAUGAAAAUGGACCACUAUAAAAAUACAUUUGAACGGAAGACGAAAAAAAAAAAAAAAAGAAAAAAGAAGAAUAUAAUUAAUAGAAGGACUCCAUGAGGGAGUUAAAAAUAAAAAUGUAAAAAAUCUGUAGGUUCCAGUAAUUGUAAAGAGCCGCUACUCCAUCAAAAGUACGGCGCUAUUCAUAGCUUCUUAUGCUUGCUACAAAGUCAAUAACAUGAUGCACUUUGAAUGACUGCAGAUGUUGAAGAGCGACCACACACACAUUGCACACCUCACCUUAGGCAUAGAGUUACAAAGCGUGUUAAAAUGUAGCACAGUAAUCGGGUUGUUUGUUUCGUUUGGUUGCCAAAAAUAAAGCAUGGUUGGCUCUUUUAGUGAAGCAUGUUUUAGAUAGCUCAUUUUAUCCACUGGUUUUUUUUGUUUUUUUAAAUCCCAUUCUUAAAUUGAAGAAAAACUUGGUCUAAAAAGUUAAUUAGAAAACGUCCUUUUUUGAAGUGAUGACGUUGUAGGUAUUCAUUUGUGCCAGGAACUCAGGUGACAAGGUUGAAAAGGUUGGCGAGAUUGUAAUCUUUUGUUGGUGGUUGGAAGUAGGAAAUAGGUUGUUUGACAAUUGUUAGACUUUAGGGUACAGUGUAAAAACACUUUUUUACAGCUUCGCGGUAUAAAGGGAAUUUGUGACUACACUUUUUGUAAGCUAAAGAUAAUUAUAGUGAUCAUAAUAAUCAUGAUGAUCAUGCUGAUGUAAAAAAAAAAUGUAUUUCUCUGGUAAUAUUAAUAAUAUCAAUUAUUUUAACAAUAUUGAAAUUAAUAAGAAUAUUAGUAGUAAAAUUAAGUGUAAAAGCAGUGUAUAAAAUGACACAAAACCUAAAACUAACACUUACCCGACACUAACCCUGAUUUUAAAACUGAUAUUGACCCUGAAAUUGACCCUGACAUUGACCUUUGCAUUGACCCUGACAUGGACCCUGACAUUGAUCCUGACAUUGACGCAUGCACUGACCCCGACAAUGACACUUACAUGUACCCAGAAACUUACUCUGACAUUGACCCUGACUUUUAUACUGACAAUAAACAAAUUGAGUGACCGGAUGUUCGUUGGUCAAGUAUGUCAUCAAUGCCCAGAAAAAAAACCCCCAAAAAACCGGAUCCCCGAGGGGAGGUCAAUCGUCGACUUGAAAUGUCCGGAGCUGGAGUCCCAUAGGAUAUGACAUUGUCUCACUGUCCAUGCUGCCAACUCCUUUGUCGUCCCGGGUGCCAAGCUGUAACGUGCACCAGGUGUUACCUUGUGUUGACCAGAUGUGUGGAGGGAGAGAGGCAUGUGCAGGCUGGGGUUCAGCUGAUGCCUUCAUAAUAAAAUCACAAUGCUUUACAACUCUCUUCUUACACAACUUCCAACCACCACGACACAGACAUUUGCCAGAGCAGAUGCCGCGUAUGUUUGUAGUGUAUCUAAGACCAAUGACCAUCUUCGUCGACCCAACCACAGACCUAUCAAACCAAACCACAGACCUAUGAAACCCAUCUACAGACCUGUCAAACCCAAUCACAGACCUAUCCCACCCAACCACAGACCUAUCACACCCAACCACAGACCUAUCAAACCCAACCACAGACCUAUCAAACCCAACCACAGACCCAUCACACCCAACCACAGACCCAUCACACCCAACCACAGACCUAUCACACCCAACCACAGACCCAUCACACCCAACCACAGACCUAUCACACCCAACCACAGACCUAUCACACCCAACCACAGACCCAUCACACCCAACCACAGACCUAUCAAACCCAACCACAGACCUAUCACACCCAACCACAGACCUAUCAAACCCAACCACAGACCUAUCAAACCCAACCACAGACCUAUCAAACCCAUCUACAGACCUAUCAAACCCAACCACAGACCUAUCAAACCCAACCACAGACCUAUCAAACUCAUCUACAGACCUUUCAAACCCAACCACAGACCUAUCAAACUCAUCUACAGACCUAUCAAACCCAAUCACAGACCUAUCACACCUAACCACAGACCUAUCAAACCCAACCACAGACCUUUCACACCCAACCACAGACUUAUCAAACCCAACCACAGACCUAUCAAACCCAACCACAGACCUAUCAAACCCAACCACAGAGCUAUCAAACCCAACCACAGACCUAUCACACCUAACCACAGACCUAUCACACCCAACCACAGACCCAUCAAACCCAACCACAGACCUAUCAAACAACCACAGACCUAUCACACCCAACCACUGACCUUUAACAACCAACCACAGACCUAUCUACCCCAACCACAGACCUAUCACACCCAACCACAGACCUAUCAAACCCAACCACAGACCUAUCACACCCAACCACAGACCUAUCACACCAAACCCCAGACCUAUCACACCCAACCACAGACCUAUCAAACCCAACCACAGAUCUAUCAAACCCAACCACAGAUCUAUCAAACCCAUCACAGACCUAUCUAACCCAACCAAUGACCUAUCAAACCAAAUCACAGACCUAUCACACCCAACCACAGACCUAUCAAACCCAAGUCAGACCUAUCACACCCAACCACAGACCUAUCACACCCAACCACAGACCUAUCACACCCAACCACAUACCUAUCACACCCAACCACAGACCUAUCACACCCAACCACAUACCUAUCACACCCAACCACAGACCUCUCACACCCAACCACAGACCUAUCACACCCAACCACAGACCUAUCACACCCAACCACAGACCUAUCACACCCAACCACAGACCCAUCACACCCAACCACAGACCUAUCACACCCAACCACAGACCUAUCACACCCAACCACAGACCCAUCACACCCAACCACAGACCUAAACACCCAACCACAGACCUAUCACACCCAACCACAGACCUAUCACACCCAACCACAGACCUAUCACACCCAACCACAGACCUAUCACACCCAACCACAGACCUAUCACACCCAACCACAGACCUAUCAAACCCAACCACAGACCUAUCUAACCCAGCCCCUGACCUAUCCAACCCAACCUCUGACCUAUCGAACCCAACCACAGACCUAUCAAACUGAGUCAUUGAUGUACCAAUACACCAUUCUACCAGACACUAAGUCUCCAUUAAAUGCAUAUAAUAAUUUAGCGAAGUAACAGCUUAACGAUCGUUUAAUGAAGACGUGAAAACAAGGAAAAACAAAACAAUUUGAAAUAAAACCCUCGUCCCUCCGACCCAUCGCCUAAUGAUCCCGUGAUUGUAACACCCAUUCCACGUCCCACUCGCUGUCCCACACCAGCAAAUAGCUCAAUUCCGUCUGUCAAGGACUUCAUUAAGUGACCUGCAGACCCCUCUCUCUCUCAGCUCAUUAAGGGACAGAUAACUUGCACUGAUCAAAAAGAUAGGCUUAAGCCCCCUAGGCCCCCCCCCCAACCCCUUUGCUCUUAUCAGGCGUCGCCAUCUUUACGCAAUCUGCCAGGUCGGUUCGGGCCGAGUAGUCACGCUCUCGAGGGGACAAGGACGUCCUCGGGAACUGCGACAGAUUUCCGAGUACACUCGAGUUCGCACGGUGACUCUGUCAUCACCCUGUUACCAUCAACGCUCUCUCUCUCUCGCGCGCGGUUAACAACCGUGCACCAACGGAACUCUCUCGCCGGCCCGUCUCUAGCUGGCGGCCAUCUUUGCCGAAAACAGACUCGGCUCUAACUGUGCAUUGUUACGACAUUAAUUUAUUCAUGAGAGCCGCCAUGCCCCUGUGGUUUCGCCCUCGCGAUAAUUCGCAUUGUGGGUUGAUCCGUCGAGGGCGCCUGCAACGUUAGCACAAGAGGGGGCGCCGAUGAGCUAACGCUACCGGGAGCGGGAUGUAACAAGAGUUUAAGGGAGAUUUAGAUGGCCAGCAAUUACUGCCAUGGUGGGAAUUAGCAAGUUUUCUCGUCGACUUGAGGUUAAGGAGAAGAAGGAACCAGUGAUGGAACUAAUUGGAACUGAGGGGGGCAGGAGGCACAUCAUAGACUCGUCGUGUUUUGGACGCAGCCAAUGAGAGAUGUGACUGAGAGUAACACUAAGAAUCAGUUUCAUUUGCGGCAAAUUUGAUAAAAACUAUUUGUUAAAGUUGCGGAUGUAGUCAUGCCGCAGUAAAUGAUUUUUAAAAUAAAUAUUUAAUUGUUAUAAAAGCAGUUAUUGAACUGUGAUAAAUGAAGUUAUUUAAUUGCUAUAAAUGCAGUAAAUUAACUGUUAUUUUUGCAGCUAUUUAACGGUUUUAAAUUCAGGUAUUUAACUUUUAUAUAAGCAGCCACUACAUCCUUACAAUACAUAAUGUUGAACAAUCCUUACCAUUCUAUACUAGUGAACAAUCCUUACACUUAUAUUUUAUUAAACAAUCCUUACACUUAUAUUUUAUUGAACAAUCCUUAAAAUUAUAUUUUAUUGAAAAAUCCUUACAUUUCUAUAUUAUUGAACAAUCCUUACAACUCUAUAUUAUUGAACAAUCCUUAGACUACUAUACUAGUGAACAACAAUCCUUAGACUACUAUACUAGUGAACAAUCCUUACAAUUUUAUUUUAUUGAACAAUCCUUACAAUUACAUUUUAUUGAAUACUCCUUACAAUUAUAUUUUAUUGAACAAUCGUUAUAAUUAUAUUUUAUUGAAACGAAUUUUUUUUUCUAUUUUAAAAACUAAUGAUAUUUUUUUUUAUCGUACGGACAAUCAUUGUGUCAAUAGUCUAUCUCAUCUUACACACACUCAUUGUGUCAAUAGAAUCUCUCGUCUUAUUCACAAUCAUUUUGUCAAUAGUCUCUCUCAACUUAUACACAGUGUCUUGUCAAUAGUCUCUCUCAUCUUGCACACCAUUAUUAGUCGAUUUACCAAAUUCACCAUUCAGUGUUUAUAAUUCGGAACUUUUGUAACCUGUGGUUACCAGAAAACCGAGCUGGUUUGUGUCCCUCACUUCUUUCCCCAGAGGUCAUACAACUCUUGGAAAAUGGCUACUUGUCAUGUUUACACUUCUCUCCCCUUUGUCCCGCCAUGACACAAACAUCACGUGACAGGCUGGGCAUUAAUUCAUAAAUGACAUGACAAUGCCAUCAACAAAAGAAACGAAAGAAAGAAGAACCCCCCCCACCCCCCACCCCCCCNUCCCCCCACAAAAAAAAAAAAAAAAAAAACCCGUUACGGCUUGACAAAAACCAGUCGCCUUUUUUUUUUCUUUUGGUUUGAGUUCCGGGGAGCAGACGUUUCGCCAGCGGCGCCCAGCAAGCAAGUCUGCGUUUGUUCUGUUCCAGGGCCCCGACAUCUCUGAAAUCUUUCUUUAACACAUUCAAAUCUGCCAUCAAGGUCUGACCUCUUGCUGCCCCUACAAGCCAGUUUCCAACUCGCAUUCGAGCAGCUCCCUGACAUCCAGCCCCUCCCCCCUCCCACCCCCACCCCUUUCAUGUCACGUGCUGGAGAUCGUGCGAGCGUCUGAGCCGAGGGGUCCUCACGCGAUGUCAACCGGGUCAACGAUAAAUUUGAUGACGGUCAUAAAUUAAGACUCGGCGCGCGCGCUCCGGACCGCGGCCGUGACGUCACUUACACGAUAUACCAGGUUUGACCUACAGGGACUGGGUCCUAUCAAACGGCCAGUGGUGCCAUGUCAAGAGAUGAGGAAGGGAUGCGGAGGGAGAAAAAUAUCUGAGAUGGGUUUUGAGACAGUCGUGAAGAGUAAUUGCUGUGUCGGCAAAGACACUCUCGCAGGCAAUGGUGAGUACUUCAGCUGGGUUGGUGCUGCUAGGAUGAGUUCUCCGUGUGUUGUAUGUGACUCUACAAGACUCAACAAUCAACAUUGCAGUGUCAGGACCCACGGCAUCCGUCGGCGUCUGGACGUGAGACGCGGCAAACACGCGUGCCAGCAUUGGCCACUGACUGACCACACAACCCUUCAGGUCCAACUUAAAGAAACAAACUGUUGGUCAGCUGACCUGGCGCCGUCCAGCUAAGAAUGCAGUUCAUGCAUGUAUUGAGGGUAUCGUCGGUUUGAAAGCUGUGUGACGUACCGUUUUAUAGGUUUGAAAAUGUCAUCUGCUUUACGAUAUUGGCUAAAUUGAAUUAACGACACACGGAAGUAAGGGCUGGAGAAACAAAAUGUAUGCAAGGAAAGCCGACACCAAAGUCAAUGAUUGUAACAAAUAUACAAUUUAUCUAUACUAUAAAAUUUAUAUUUUUAAAAAUACAAAUCAAUUAAAAAAAAAAAAUUAACAAACUUUAUUAACUUACAGCAAGUGAACAAGUGCAAUCCUCAUUUAAAAAAAAAAAAAAAAAAAAAAAAAAUAAAAAAAAANGUAAGGGCUGGAGAAACAAAAUGUAUGCAAGGAAAGCCGACACCAAAGUCAAUGAUUGUAACAAAUAUACAAUUUAUCUAUACUAUAAAAAUUAUAUUUUUAAAAAAACAAAUCAAUUAAAAAAAAAAAAUUAACAAACUUUAUUAACUUACAGCAAGUGAACAAGUGCAAUCCUCAUUUAAAAAAAAAAAAAAGAAAGAAAACAUCAAAACAAAGCAAACGGACACACACACAAAACAACACACACACAAAACAACACACACACAAAACAACACACACAAAACAACACACACAACAACACACACAAAACAACACACACCCAUUUUCUUUUAAAUUAUUUUCUAAUUUUAGUGCAUUUUAAAGCGACAUUGGUAGAAUGUAUUUCUAUCUUUUUUUUAAUAAAAAUAUAUUUUUUGAUCACGCUGACAUGUCUGUGAUUAAGAAUCAUUAUCUACAUGUCUGUUAUUGCAUGUCUGUUAUUAAGUGUAUGCUUCUACGUGUCUGUUAUUACAUUGUCAUGUCUGUUAUUACAUGUCUGUUAUUAAAUGCCUGUUAUUACAUGUUUGUUAUUGCAUGCCUGUUAUUAAGUGUCUGUUUCUACGUGUCUAUACAUGUCUGUUAUUACAUGUCUGUUAUAACAUGUCUGUUUUUAAAUGUAUGUUAUUACAUGUCUGUUAUUACAUGUCUGUUAUUGAGUGUCUGUUUCUACAUGUCUGUUAGUGAGUGUCUGUUUCUACAUGUGUGUUUCUACAUGUCUGUUUCUACAUGUCUGUCUCUACAUGUCUGUUGUUACUUGUCUGUUUCUACAAUGUCUGUUUCUGCAUGUCUGGUUCUACAUGUCUUGCAACUCACAGAGUGUGAUCCAAAGCUUCAUUAUAUUAGAACAAGUCUGUGAGCUUGAAGAGAUUUAAGUCGUUUCAACAAUCUACCCAGUGCGGAUGUAAUAACUCUGAUCUCUUUCAUAAUCUCGGCCUAAAUAUCUAUGAACCCCAGAAACCCGCCAACUGCUGCUAGGAUGAGUUCUCCGUGUGUUGUAUGUGACUCUACAAGACUCAACAAUCAACAUUGCAAUCUAUGAACCUCAGCAACCCGCCAACUGGAUAGUACUUCUGCUGGGUUGGCAAAGAUACUCUCGUAGGCAGUGGAGAGUACUUCUGCUGGGUUGGUAAAGAUACUCUCGUAAGCAGUGGAUAGUACUUCAGCUGGGUUGGUAAAGAUACUGUCGUCAAUCAAGUUGUAGAGUGCUUCUGGCAAAUAUACUGUCAGCACGUGGCAACCAAUAUUAUCACUGUGAUACAAUGUCUAACAAUCGAUAAUUAAAUGGUUACCGGAAAUUUGAUCGAAAGAAAUUUCGUCGACGGUAAAUUGAUCGACGGUAAUUUGAUCGACAGGAAAUUUGGUCGAAUCUUUUUUUCAGUUCACACUUAAAAAUUUUCGUCAAAUUUCUUUUUGAACGCACUAUACUAUAUAGUAAAACAAAAUAAUGGGUUCAAAAAGACAAUUGAAGCCAAAUUUAAACGUAAAAACGGAAAAAAAGAUUCGACCAUAUUUCCGUUCGAUCAAAUUACCGUCGAUCAAUUUACCGUCGACGAAAUUUCUUUCGAUCAAAUUUCCGGAUACGUAAUUAAAUACAAUAGUUGUCAAUGGGAUACAAUGUCUAGGAAUCGGUACUUAUAACAUUAAGUUAAUUCAUCCCAUGUCGAAUAGUUUAAAUGUUACUUCUAGACAGAAUACAAUCUAGUUUUUACUUUAAUUUGUGACGAAUUUCUCAAAAAUAAAUUACAAUUGAUUUACUUUUCUGUCAUCUAACUGAUGAAGAACUAAUGAUAUGAUCACUCAAAUAUAGCAACCAACCAUGUGGUAAAUUUAAAAUGAUGUCUAGAUUUAAUAUUGUGCAGGCCUGCAUAACUCAAAAUAAAAGACGGGCCGUAACACUUUAUGAAAAACUUGUGCGGGCCGAAAUAAAAUUGGACAGGGGGGGGGGGGAGGUAUUAAGAAAAUAAUAAUAAUAAAAAUAUUUCGUGAUUUCAAGGGUCGCAAACUGGGUGCGGGAGUCGACUGAGUCAAAAAAAAUAAAUAAUUUCUUAGAUAAUCCAUAAAAAGUAAAAAUAAAAUUUGAUUUGUAAAAAAAUAUUUAAAUAGGCGGGGGGGGGGGGGAGGUAUUAAGAAAAUAAUAAUAAUAAAAAUAUUUCGUGAUUUCAAGGGUCGCAAACUGGGUGCUGGAGUCGACUGAGUCAAAAAAAAUAAAUAAUUUCUUAGAUAAUCCAUACAAAGUACAAAUCAAAUUUGAUUUGUAAAAAAAUAUUUAAAUUACCAAAGUAAGCACCAAUAAUGAUCUACAUUGAACAAAAGUUCAUGGGACAUUUAAAAUGCGUAGAACUGAAUGCUCAAAGGACAACAUGGUUAUUCUUGCAACGAACACUCGGCUUCUUAACCUGAAUCAAAGACGUUUUGAUAGAAAAACUAUUGAAUACAAUCUUUAACAACAAACAUCAAACAUGCCACGUCCAUCUCAUCGCCAACAUUGUCCGUCCUAGAUUCACGUGAACGGUACCUGAAAAUGAUUUCCGUCAGUUUCAAAGCAGCGUAUGAAUUUAUCGUUCAACAAUAAAAAGAAAAAAUAAAUAAACAUUGGCAUUUGAAUAAUCGCACUCUUAAGCUUGUCAUGGGAGUAUUCGAUAUAUUCUGAUUCGAUUUAUAAUCAUGAGAAAUCUGGCCAAAUUUUCCUCCAUUUCCGGAAUCAAGGGGCGGAGAAAAUCUGAGAUAAAGAGGAAAUGCGAAAGAAAUUGGGAAUAAUUAUACCGGAAUGAUUGAGAAGGGGGGAAACGGAUACAAAGAUUGACAAACAGGAUUCGGUGGCCAUCUUGAAAUCUAGCAAUUCUCAAGUGGCCAAUCAAGAGAGACUCUCAUGAGUUGGGCGCGACGGGGCGAGAAAUUCCGAGAGCGGGAAAACAAACAUGGCGUCAACUGGCGUUACGAGUUGGAAUGCCGGGAGAAAAUUGCGCCUUCAUUGGCAUUCAUGGAGUGGAAACGAGGCGAAAAUGGCCCGCCUUAGCGAUAGAGAGCCGGUCUUUAAUGAACAAAAUGGAGGCGUUUCCGGUCCAUCGGCGCGGCAACGCUGGGCAGAGUAUGGCAGAUUGUGUUCGCUUUAGGAGGUUUUCGCGUCUCUAGGGUAAUGACAUGGGGGCCAAAAAAUGGUGGAUCGAAACAGGGCGAUCUGGGAAGGGGGAAAAUUCCAAAACCAUAUAUCGGGAAUCCUUAUCGUAUACGAGUUAUCCCCGCUUUCUAAACAGGCUUGGCAAAAUAAUUGCAGCGAAAACCCAAUGAAAAUUGCUGCGGGAAAUCCUUAUUAAAAAAAAAAGCCAUUUCCAAGAAUUGAUUGGUAACUUUUUUUUAUAAUUACUGGAAGUGGCCCGUCAAACAAUGUGGCGGCGACAAUGCGCGAAGUUCCCAUCUACUGGAAGUGAUUCAUUGUAUCGGACAUAAAAUGAAAUCGGUUUCAGUCAAAUAAACCGAUAUAACUAACUAUAUUUUUAGGAAUCCCUUUUAGAAUUCGGAGUUGAAUCUUGUGGAGCUUAAAACCAACACACAUUUUUAUACUGCUAAGUGCAGUUUUCGGGAACUUUAUUUUGAGCGCCCGUACAACACAUCGCUACAGCCCUACACGCCUGCAUAUAUGAAUAAAGAAUUAUUAUUAUUUGUAAAUUAUGAUUAAUUAUUAUUUUAAAGAAUUAUUUGUGAUACUAUUUAAAAGUAGAAUGCUAAUGAAAGUAAAGUUGUAAUAUUUGGUGAGGUUUGGGGGGGGGGGGCAGAAUUAAGAGGAUGUCGUGCUAUUAUACGUAGUAAUAUUGAUGUUACUGGAUUGCUCGUCCUUAUAGUUAUACAACCUUGCUCCUUAACUUUGUUUAUGAAUAUUGCUGUUUAACAUUGCUCUUCAAAAUUUCUCUUCAACAUUGCUCAUCAAAAUUUCUCUUCAACAUUGCUCAUCAAAAUUUCUCUUCAACAUUCCUCAUCAAAAUUGCUCUUCAACAUUGCUCGUCAAAAUUGCUACUCUACAUUGCUCAUCAAAAUCGCUACUCAACAUUGCUUCUCAUCAAUGAUUCUCAAAGUUUUCAAAGUGACGGACCAGCCGGAAGUAUUCCCUUUGCAGAAAGGACGGGUUCAAAAUUAAUUGAUUCUUCAAAGAUCUCCCUUAAAGUGUAAUCCUCUCGGAGUGUAAUCCUCUCGGAGUGUAAUCCUCUCGGAGUGUAAUCCUCUCGGAGUGUAAUCCUCUCGGAGUGUAAUCCUCUCGGAGUAUAUCGUGAAAGUUGAUGUUUUCGAAAUAAAUAAAUUUAUAAAGUAAUAGAGCUGGAAAAGAAUUUUGCGGUUGGUUCACUUGAUGACGUCACAUUUGUUUAAUCACAAUUUAAUGGAUAGCUCUAUGUAUGUAUCAAUCCUUGGCGUCUUAAAAUUACGUUGGGCUGUGAAGAGUUUGGCGUAGUGUGUUGUGUAGUGUGUGGUGUGAUGGGUGGUGUGGUGUGUGGUUUGGUUAGUGGUGUAGUGGUGUAGUGGGUGGUGCAUUGUGUGGUGCGUUCCGCUUGUCAGACCCCAACCAUAUCCACCGUAUCCACCAUAUCCACUCUUUCAUUGUCUAGAGCAGGGAUUAACAAACAUUUUUCACGGCGCUGGAUAUCCGGAAAAAAAUGACGAGCGCGGGCCGAAUACAUCAUGCUGUCCAAUACUUGCAGGCCAGGGCCGGAUACAUCAUGCUGUCCAAUACUUGCGGGCCAGGGCCGGAUACAUCAUGCUGUCCAAUACUUUCAAGCCAGAACGAAAGCUCUGGGAAAAAAGACGAAAAACUAAGUUUAGUAGUCUAUGAUAAUCUAUGAGUUGGCGCGCAAUGCAAAAAAAACAAAAAAAAAAAAAAAAACAAACAAAAAAAAAAAAAAAAAAAAAAAAAAACAAGCAAAGACAAAUAACAUAUUUAUUUACUAAAAAGAAGUUGGCAAAGAAGGCGACGUUAGCAAAAUGAAAGUUUCAUCAGACUUAGUGCGCACAUUUUCAAAUCCCAUGAACUAAGCAGACAAAAAAAAAAAAAAAGGUCAUUGAAAUUUGUGAAAGAUAAUUUUGGAUUUCAAGAUAUCAUCAAUGUUUGGUUCGGAACUGCUGCAUAAAAAAAAGGUCAUUGAAAUUUGGGAAAGAUAAUUUUGGAUUUCAAGAUAUCAUGAAUGUUUGGUUCGGAACUGCUGCAUCCAAUCGUACGAACUGUUGUCAAAUGUUCAUGAAUAACACCCCCCCCCCGUUUCAUGUGUUUGCGUCAUAUACUUUAUUUUUGAAAAUCUUUGCUCCCAGACAAGAGUUGUUCCAGGCAUGCCGCAAACGGAUGCACACACUUCCUUUAUCUGAAAGUCAAAAUUGACAGCACAAAUAAUCACGAGAAGUUGUGAGGGAUCAGUAGACUCAUCCAGUGCCAGAGCAGGUUCCUAGUUUUCUGUAGCACUAUGUUCUCUCCAAGUUCUUCUGAUCUCCACAAAAACUGAACUUGCCGAAGGACCGUUAGCUACAAUCGCGGCAAAUACGAUUUUUAAUGUCCCCGUAUGUUUCCAAAACUCCUCUUUCUUUCACCCAUUUCCAGUUUGUGGUAGUUUUCAGACUAUAAUAUAUUAUCGGGAAUAGGCUUAAUGGAAAUUGAUUCUUAUUUUAUAUUUUUUUUAAAACCACCUUUUUCCCCACACAAAAAAAAAAGAACAAUCUUAAUUCAUAGUUAAUUCAUAGGUAUUUUUUAAAUGUCCUCAUUUGUUUAUUAAUUCUUAUUUAAAUACAUCUUGCUGAUCUGACUUCGAGUUUGAACCACGUUAAAUUUCGCCAGAAACUUAAUUUUGAUCAGUGAUAGACUUGAUCAUGCGAUUUGUACUUCUCAUUAUUUAAAAAUAUCAAUAGCAAAUGCACGUCUGCGAAAUAAAUUGACCGCAGAUUCCAAUAUCAAAGUCGGUCAUCUACUUUUAGAAGUCAACCUUUUUUUUACGCAAGUUUAUUCCGAUCCCACUGUGCACUGGGAUGCAAGCAGUGAUUGUAUUCAUUCUAUAGACCGUAUAUUUAUUUAUUUUACUCUUGUACCGCGCUUCGAGCCUUUGGGGAUGAAGCGUGUUUUUUAAAUACACUUUAUUAUAAUUAUUAGUAUUAUUUACAAUUAAGAUACGGUAUUGUACGAUUUCGAGACGAUAUUUUACGAUUUUAGGAGUGCGAGGGUAAACAGGUCUAUAAUAAAUAAAGAACAUAUAGAUACAUAAUUUAAAAUUGAAGACGGUAAACUAAGGCGCAUAGCAGCCAGGAGGUCUCCGCACGUGUAAAGAUCUCCUAGUAUUCUAAACAUAAUAUUGAAUUUUAAAUUGUAUCACAACGUCUCGUGUUCCCUACGUUUCAUCAAGCAAAUUCAAGUACCGACGGGAGGUGGGGGGAGGGGCGCGGAUGAACUGGUCUCACGGGCCGGAUCCGGCCCGCGUGCCGUAGUUUGGUGGUGACCCCGUGGUCUAGAGCAAUCGAUCUGCCCGACUUUGAGUUAAGCUCUUCCUCAGUUCAUACUACUAAACAUAUUUAUGCAUGUCAUUAAAAAGAUCCCCCCCCCCUAAAAGAAAUGCCGCAUACAUCACUUACCUCAUAUUUAACACGUGAUUACAUAGUUGUAUGGCUACAUAAAUUUAUUCCUUACCUAUUACUGCGCGAUGCCAUUCAGCCAUCUUGUCAUGUCAUCGCCCAUCUUGUCGUGUCAUCAGCCAUCUUGUCGUGUCAUCAUCCAUCUUGUCAUGUCAUCAGCCAUCUUGUCGUGUCAUCAGCCAUCUUGUCAUGUUAUCAGCCAUCUUGUCAUGUCAUCAGCCAUCUUGUCAUGUCAUCAGCCAUCUUGUCAUGUCAUCAGCCAUCUUGUCGUGUCAUCAGCCAUCUUGUCGUGUCAUCAGCCAUCUUGUCAUGUCAUCAGCCAUCUUGUCGUGUCAUCAGCCAUCUUGUCAUGUCAUCAGCCAUCUUGUCGUGUCAUCAGCCAUCUUGUCAUGUCAUCAGCCAUCUUGUCGUGUCAUCAGCCAUCUUGUCAUGUCAUCAGCCAUCUUGUCGUGUCAUCAGCCAUCUUGUCAUGUCAUCAGCCAUCUUGUCGUGUCAUCAGCCAUCUUGUCAUGUCAUCAGCCAUCUUGUCGUGUCAUCAGCCAUCUUGUCAUGUCAUCAGCCAUCUUGUCGUGUCAUCAGCCAUCUUGUCAUGUCAUCAGCCAUCUUGUCAUGUCAUCAGCCAUCUUGUCAUGUCAUCAGCCAUCUUGUCAUGUCAAACAUUGCCUCGCACCUCAAAAAACCUAUUGUUUCCUCUUUUCACUUCCCUCAGUAGUUUUUCAUCUUCGGAGUAGCUUGCCCUUGGUUUCAGUUCUGAGAAGCUCGCCAAACUCCACCACGCCGUCAUCCAGCGUCGUCAUACGAUCCGUUCUCACCGUCGUAAAUUGGUCAAAACUCUAGUACGCCACCCUCACUUGCUUGGGUUCAACGUCACUAAUUACAAGAUGUUUGACGCGCCAUCUCAGAUCCCACCUCUUUUCCCCCCACCUUCCCAGCACCCAACCCAACGCACCUCCUUGUCUCAGUUUCAAAUGAACAAGAUCCAUUUAUUUUUUGUAAAGAAAAGAAUUGUCCUGCAACAAAUGGGGCGUCUGCAAAAAAUGAGGCGUCUAAUGAUAGGGACUCGCAGUGGUCGCCGACAACACUAGGAUCAUGCUUCACAACUUAGGUGCGGGAAGAGCCGUGUUGUGGAGAGGAGGGGGGGGGCAGGUAUUGAUUUCAACUUGGGCCCAAGAACUGGGUGGCGCCCCGUCCCACCCCCACCCCCACCUCGCUAUCGCUUACACCUAUAAGUCCCAAUGAAGCUGGGAAAGUGCUGCUUCAUAAUUUAUCCUGCAAUGAAGUGUGGGUAGCCGAUGGGUUCUUGGGUGCGAUGGUUUGAGUUUGGGGGCUUGGGGUGGGGGUGGGGGUGAGGGGGGUUCAGGAGCGGAGACCGGCGUUGAUAAAGACGGGCACAAAUGGGUAUCUGGGAGGUAAUGGAGCGCUAUUUUAUGUCACAUUUAGAUUAGGUUUCCUUACAAUAUGUUGUGAGUCGGCUUUAUAAUUAGUUCUGUCAUUCUGCCGACCGAAUAACUGCCAAGAAUUUGGUUAAUUACUCUACAUAAAGGAUAUUUUUUUUGUUAAGAGUAAGGGACAUGAUAUCUUAAGGUGAAUAUUUCAGUUUUGGAUUUCCAAUUCCCCAUUAUGGCAUUCCGAAAAAAAAAAAAAGAUGAGAUUACGUUUCUGUAGGUGGUUUUUGACGGAAAGAAAAGUCUUGUUCAAACCAUGACGACCGCACAGAAAAGGGUUAAUUGUGCAGAGUGUAGACUGAGUAAAGGGUUAAUUGUGCAGAGUGUAGACUAAGUAAAGGGUUAAUUGUGCAGAGUGUAGACUAAGUAAAGGGUUAAUUGUGCAGUGUGUAGACUAAGUAAAGGGUUAAUUGUGCAGUGUGUAGACUAAGUAAAGGGUUCAUUGUGCAGUGUGUAGACUAAGUAAAGGGUUAAUUGUGCAGUGUGUAGACUAAUUAAAGGGUUAAUUGUGCAGUGUGUAGAAUAAGUAAAGGGUUAAUUGUGCAGUUGUAGCCUAAGUAAAGGGUUAAUUGUGCAGUUGUAGCCUAAGUAAAGGGUUAAUUGUGCAGUGUGUAAACUAAGUAAAGGGUUAAUUGUGCAGUGUGUAGACUGAGUAAAGGGUUAAUUGUGCAGUUGUAGCCUAAGUAAAGGGUUAAUUGUGCAGUUGUAGCCUAAGUAAAGGGUUAAUUGUGCAGUGUGUAGACUGAGUAAAGGGUUAACUGUGCAGUGUGUAGACUGAGUAAAGGGUUAAUUGUGCAGUGUGUAGCCUAGGUAAAGGGUUAACUGUGCAGUGUGUAGCGUAAGUAAAGGGUUAAUUGUGCAGUGUGUAGCCUAGGUAAAGGGUUAACUGUGCAGUGUGUAGCCUAAGUAAAGGGUUAAUUGUGCAGUUGUAGCCUAAGUAAAGGGUUGAUUGUGCAGUGUGUAGACUGAGUAAAGGGUUAACUGUGCAGUGUGUAGACUGAGUAAAGGGUUAAUUGUGCAGUGCGUAGCCUAGGUAAAGGGUUAAUUGUGCAGUGUAUAGCGUAAGUAAAGGGUUAAUUGUGCAGUGUGUAGACUGAGUAAAGGGUUAUUGUGCAGUGUGUAGACUGAGUAAAGGGUUAAUUGUGCAGUGCGUAGCCUAGGUAAAGGAUUAACUGUGCAGUGUGUAGACUGAGUAAAGGGUUAUUGUGCAGUGUGUAGACUGAGUAAAGGGUUAAUUGUGCAGUGCGUAGCCUAGGUAAAGGGUUAACUGUGCAGUGUGUAGACUGAGUAAAGGGUUAAUUGUGCAGUGUGUAGCCUAGGUAAAGGGUUAACUGUGCAGUGUGUAGCGUAAGUAAAGGGUUAAUUGUGCAGUGUGUAGCGUAAGUAAAGGGUUAAUUGUACAGUGUGUAGACUAAGUAAAGGGUUAAUUGUGCAGUGUGUAGCGUAAGUAAAGGGUUAAUUGUGCAGUGUGUAGCCUAGGUAAAGGGUUAACUGUGCAGUGUGUAGCGUAAGUAAAGGGUUAGUUGUGCAGUGUGUAGCGUAAGUAAAGGGUUAAUUGUGCAGUGUGUAGACUAAGUAAAGGGUUAAUUGUGCAGUGUGUAGCGUAAGUAAAGGGUUAACUGUGCAGUGUGUAGACUAAGUAAAGGGUUAAUUGUACAGUGUGUAGACUAAGUAAAGGGUUAAUUGUGCAGUGUGUAGCGUAAGUAAAGGGUUAACUGUGCAGUGUGUAGACUAAGUAAAGGGUUAAUUGUACAGUGUGUAGACUAAGUAAAGGGUUAAUUGUGCAGUGUGUAGCGUAAGUAAAGGGUUAAUUGUGCAGUGUGUAGAAUAAGUAAAGGGUUAAUUGUGCAGUGUGUAGACUAAGUAAAAGAUUAAUUGUGCAAUGUGUAGAGUAAGUAAAGGGUUAAUUGUGCAGUGUGUAGCGAAAGUAAAGAGUUAAUUGUGCAGUGUGUAGACUGAGAAAAGGGUUAAUUGUACAGUGUGUAGACUGAGUAAAGGGUUAAUUGUACAGUGUGUAUACUAAGUAAAGGGUUUAAUGUGCAGUGUGUGGACUAAUUAAAGGGUUAAUUGUGCAGUGUGUAGCCUUUGAAAACGGUCUUCAGAUUAAAUUAUCAAUUCAACCACAAAGCAUCAAUAUAUGUAAUAUAUGAACGAGAAAGUUUCUCAAUACAUAAUCUUAACUUAUGUAAAGAAAAGCUAUUUGUAGAUGGUGUCAUAAAUUGAUAAUGUUUGUGCUCAUUUAACUCCUUAAGAUAUGUAUACAGGACUAAUGCACAAUGACGCAUAGUUCUGGGUGCCCAAUUUUGAUCGUGUUAGUUGUAAGGCAAUUACCCACAGACCCACCAGCUCUAAUUGUUUCUAGAGAUAAUGGUGGAUCUCAACUCUUUGAAAUAAGAGGACCAUUAAUAGGGUACAUCAUUCGAUCUGGGGACUGGGGGAUGCUUUACGCAGUGAUCGGCUUGGCUACUUAAAAAUGCGAAACGUCACUAGAGGUGUGGGGGCUGAACUUCCCAAAGAUUGUCUACUGCACGAAGUGAUGUUAAAGUGCUGGGGGCAUCAAACUUAGAGCCCAUUAUUAUGUUUGGGGGGGGGGGAGCGCACACACAGAGCAGCGAGUAAAAAACAACAAUUAAGAGAAACCUAUCUCCGUGUACCCCUCGUUCUACUACAAUACACAAAAAACGUAACCUACGCCAUCAUCCCCACGAAGUGAUGUUAAAGUGCUGGGGGCAUCAAACUUAGAGCCCAUUAUUAUGUUUGGGGGGGGGGAGCGCACACACAGAGCAGCGAGUAAAAAACAACAAUUAAGAGAAACCUAUCUCCGUGUACCCCUCCUUCUACUACAAUACACACAAGACGUAAGCUACGCCAUCAUCCCCCGUAACGAUUAUAAUUCGCUACUUGUAAAAAAUUUAUAAAUCUAUAUAUAGUCAAUUAUUUUUUUUUAUUUUCAUUUGUAUUAAUUUUAUUUGUUGGUUUUUGUCCACUCCUCAGGACGAAAUGGAAAAGGCAGACAGCUGUGGGCCUGGAGCUGCUAGCCGAAGCUGGGAACUACGCAGCCGUGCAGAGGAUGCUGCAGACGAACCCGUACUGGGCGUCGUAUCACCCCCACGCGGCCGCCCUCCUCUCCAGCAUGGACUCGCUCUACUACAGGCACGGCGUGACGUCGCUGCCCAUGAGCAGGCCGGUGCUCCCUCGCAUGCUCCUGCACAACAUGCAGCAGCCGGUGCCGCCACUGCCACCCCCACCACACUAA
Lymnaea stagnalis (great pond snail) is the source of this 24128-nucleotide messenger RNA. The record is from the annotation of a GenBank genome assembly. NCBI's taxonomy places the organism in Eukaryota, Metazoa, Mollusca, Gastropoda, Lymnaeidae.